AUGGCUCCGCCUUCAUUGGGCGGGGCCGGGAGUGAUGGCCCCGCCUCUAUCCGGGCGGAGCAGGGCUGGCCCAGGGCGGAGCUUCAGGGGCGGGGCCCGGUGCUGGCUCCGGUGCGCGGGGCCGCAGGGCGGCUGCGCGGGGCGGGGCCGAGUGUAUUUAAUUCCCGGAAAUCGCCUCAGCCGCCCUUUGCUCACGCUGAGCGCGUUUUGGCGGGUGGUUUUCUGUCCGGGCUCGCAGGGCCCUCUCAGUCCGGCCCUUUAUCGCACACCAGCGCUCCUUGGCUGUCUCCGCAGGUGGCAAGCGAGGCAGAGCGGAGCCCCUCCAGGGAAAUUCCCCGGGUGUGCCAAGGAGGUCUGUUCUACCCCCUGCCCCUGCGAGGACAGAAAAUCUCCUGCCUGGCUCGCCAUAAUGAAACGCGGAUGAAAAUCAAACCCUACAAUUCUAAUAAAGAUUUAGCUCUUCUCGCCGAUGAGUCACCAGUUGCCGGGCGGCCCCGCAGCGCCCCGCGGCCCCGGAGCGGAGUUCGGGGCUCGGGCCGGGGGGACGGACCCGCCCCGGGGGGGUCCCCGAGCCCCCUGCCCGCCCCGGGGCCGGCCGGGGGCUCCCCCACCCACAGCCGGGGCUGCGGGGCCGCGGACAGAGGGCGGGAAAGGGAGCUCCGGGCUGCAGCGGAGGGGCUGCGGGAGGAGGAGGAGGGACAGGAGGAGCGGCGGGAGCAGGAGCGGGAGAAUCCCGCCGCUCGCACCGCCCGCACGCCGGGGCUGCAGCACCCCCUGCCCCGCCAGCAUCGCCCCAGCCCCGAGCCGCAGGGCAGGGGGAGGCCGAGCUCGCCCCGGCUCUAUCGAGGGGUCUCCGGGAGGAUUUUUCUGGAGAGCGCUCGGAGCCGGCAGAUGCCGAGCCCCGGAUCCCUCCGGGCUCCCCAAGAGGAGCUUUUUCGGGGGGAGAGGAGCUGUGAUCGCCCCUCGGAGGGUCCCGGGGGACCACGCGGGGCUGGCCCGGUGCUGACAGGGCGGGACAUUGGUUUUGGGGAUCCCCGCUGUGAGGAAGAGGAAGAUGCCCCCGGACACCCAGGCAGAGCAGGAGCUGAGGAUGGAGAGCAGGGAGGACAAAUCCCCACAGCAGAACAUCGUGGAAGAGGCUGUUUUGAGUGGCUCCAUGGCAGAGGAAUCGAAUGGGGAGGAAAAACCCUGGAGAUCCCGCACGAGGAGGGGCUGCAAACCCAGCCCAGGGUGUCUGAGGAGGAAAGUCCUACCCUGUGCCAGGGAGGUGGACAGAGUUUCAGCCAGGGAUCAGAGCUGGUGGUCCCUGAGCAGCUUCAUGACAGGGAGAGGCCCUGUGAGUGCCUGGAGUGUGGGAAGAGCUUCAGGAAGAGUUUUGACCUGAUCUGCCACCAGAGGAUCCACACUGGGGAACGGCCUUACGAGUGUGGGGAGUGUGGGAAGGGCUUCAGCCACAGGUCUGACCUGAUUGUCCACCAGAGGUUCCACACUGGGGAGAGGCCCUACGAGUGUCCUGAGUGUGGGAAGAGGUUUCACACCAGCUCCCAUCUCCUUGUACAUCAGCGGAUUCACAGACAGGAGAGGCCCUUCCGCUGCCCCGACUGCGGGAUGGGCUUCAAGCACAACUCCACCCUCGUCACCCACCGGCGCAUCCACACCGGGGAGAGGCCCUACGAGUGUCCCCGGUGUGGGAAGAGCUUCUCAGACCGCUCAUUCUUUACCCGGCACCAGCGGAGGCACCGGUAAGGGAAGCCCUGCGAGAACCCCGCCUGCAGGAAGAGCUUCGUGCGCUGCUCCAGCUCCAUCCCCAUCAGAGGACCCACCCUGGUCAGAGCCCUGGUGACCCACAUGCCCUGUGAUACACAGAGGGAAGUGGCUGCUGUUAUUUUAUUUUGCCUCUUAUUAUCUUUUAUCGUCCUCCCUUCCAAACACAGAAAAUUGGGGUAAAAAUCAACAAAUUCAUCAAAG
This is a messenger RNA of Taeniopygia guttata (zebra finch), 1968 nucleotides long. The record is from RefSeq and is a predicted model, not a curated record. Lineage: Eukaryota; Metazoa; Chordata; Aves; Passeriformes; Estrildidae.